Oppiella nova is the source of this 378-nucleotide messenger RNA. The record is from the annotation of a GenBank genome assembly. NCBI's taxonomy places the organism in Eukaryota, Metazoa, Arthropoda, Arachnida, Sarcoptiformes, Oppiidae.
AUGAAGUGCUCACCACUGAUCAUAGCUAUGAUAAUAUGCGCGUCCGUUGUGGUUAAUAGCUAUGACUUGAAUGAGACAGUCCUCUGCGCCACCACUUCUAUGCCAGACAUCGCUCACUGUAACGACACUUUCAUCCAAGAGAUCAAAGACUCCCAAAACCAGAUCCGCGACUACUGUUGCGCCUGCAAUGACCUGAAGGACUGUAUCGUUGAACACGUGGGCGAUAAGUGCGGCGACACUGAGAUAAGACAACUGGCCGACCAUUACGUUAAGACGGCCAUAAGGAUAGGAUACCCAUGGGGUUAUUGCGAUGCCUACCGGGGCUUUGGGGGUAUCGUACUGUGUCAGCAGGGUAUCGGACAUCUUAGGAUCCAUUGA